AAUAUGAUACAGCUAGACCACAAAUUAAACAUAAAACAAUAUCUAAGCCGAUCGAUCGAGAAAUAUGGAGAAGAAAUCGCUCAGUGGCUUGUGCCUCCUCUUCCUUUUCCUCUUUGUUGCUCAAGAAGUGAUGGUGCAUACUGCAGAGGCAGCGAGAUGCGAGAACCUGGCAGACACAUAUAGGGGACCCUGCUUCACCAACGGCAGCUGCGACGAUCACUGCAAGAACAAAGAGCACAUAAAACAAUAUCUAAGCCGAUCGAUCGAGAAAUAUGGAGAAGAAAUCGCUCAGUGGCUUGUGCCUCCUCUUCCUUUUCCUCUUUGUUGCUCAAGAAGUGAUGGUGCAUACUGCAGAGGCAGCGAGAUGCGAGAACCUGGCAGACACAUAUAGGGGACCCUGCUUCACCAACGGCAGCUGCGACGAUCACUGCAAGAACAAAGAGCAUUUGGUCAGUGGCCGAUGCAGAGACGAUUUCCGCUGCUGGUGCACUCGCAACUGCUGAUCAUCGGCAGUUGCAUUUGGUAAGAAGAUACAAUUCUAGCUUGAAUUGUAUCCUCUUAAUCCAGUUUAUAAUAUAUGUGUACUUGCCUGUGUGUAAUAAUAAUGUGUGCAUAGCACGUUUAGCUAUGCACCUCAAUAUGAUGAAGAAGAAAUCGCUCAGUGGCUUGUGCCUCCUCUUCCUUUUCCUCUUUGUUGCUCAAGAAGUGAUGGUGCAUACUGCAGAGGCAGCGAGAUGCGAGAACCUGGCAGACACAUAUAGGGGACCCUGCUUCACCAACGGCAGCUGCGACGAUCACUGCAAGAACAAAGAGCAUUUGGUCAGUGGCCGAUGCAGAGACGAUUUCCGCUGCUGGUGCACUCGCAACUGCUGAUCAUCGGCAGUUGCAUUUGGUAAGAAGAUACAAUUCUAGCUUGAAUUGUAUCCUCUUAAUCCAGUUUAUAAUAUAUGUGUACUUGCCUGUGUGUAAUAAUAAUGUGUGCAUAGCACGUUUAGCUAUGCACCUCAAUAUGAUGAAUAAAACGGUGUGCCUUGGUCUUUGAUAUCUUCAUUAUUAU
This is a messenger RNA of Cuscuta europaea, 1057 nucleotides long. The record is from the annotation of a GenBank genome assembly. Lineage: Eukaryota; Viridiplantae; Streptophyta; Magnoliopsida; Solanales; Convolvulaceae.